CUGGCGCGGCAGAAGCUGCCGUACAGCCCGCAGUGGAGCCUGCUGCUGGCCAUGGCCGCAGGGUCCCUCGCGAGCUAUGUGGUAACCAGAGCUGAGACACAGAAAUGCUCCGACUUCUGGAUUUAUCUGGAGACAGGCAAGUCCCCACAGCAGCUCGCCGUGACUGGUGGGGUGUCUCAGACCACAGAAAAUCUGCUCAGCACAGAGGACAGGGACAGCGCCGCACUGCCGGUGAGGAGGAACAGGUAUGGAGAUGUGGUGGAGUAGCCGGCAAAGCACAGCACUCUGUACCUGUAUCCCACUUCAGCCCCUGCUGCCUGCCCAACCUGUCGCUGCCCAUGCUGCCUGUGCACUUGGUAGGCUUGAUGGCACUGUUGGGAAGCUCAGAGGACUUGAUCCUGCAGCGAGAGUGUGGUGGAGGCACUACAGGGAUCACUGCUGCCCACCUCAUGGCCUCUGAACAUUGCACUGAGGGUACAAUAAAAGUCAAGAACUGAA
Messenger RNA from Manacus vitellinus (golden-collared manakin), 498 nucleotides. It is a transcript of the gene TMEM141, whose product is annotated as transmembrane protein 141. The record is from RefSeq and is a predicted model, not a curated record. The transcript has 3 exons. The annotation marks the transcript as partial. NCBI's taxonomy places the organism in Eukaryota, Metazoa, Chordata, Aves, Passeriformes, Pipridae.